GGUUGUUGAUUUAAGCAGAGCACGUUUUCCCUACAUCACUUCCGUUCAUCUGCUGAUCGAGUCAGAAAGACAGUGAAGAUGGCGGUUUUCGGACGAAUUUCUCAAACGCUCCUGCGGUCCUCAUUGAUCCAGACUCGUCAACUCUCUGCCACAGCGGCCCAUGGUCAUGCAGAGCAAACCGCCAGAACAUGGAAGAUCCUCUCCUUUGUGGUUGCCCUUCCGGGAGUUGCAGUGUGCAUGUUGAACAUGUACCUGAAAAUGCAGCACCAUGCUGCGCACCAUGUGGAGCCAGAGUUUGUCCCUUACAGCCAUCUUCGCAUUCGCAGCAAGCGUUUCCCUUGGGGAGAUGGCAACAAGAGCCUGUUCCACAACCCUGAAGUGAAUGCCCUCCCUGAUGGCUAUGAGGGACGUGACGAGUGAUCUCUCCCUCAGACCACCUCACACACUGGGACCAGUCUUUCUUCAAUUCAUUACUGUUACUGGACCACACUCUCCAAACGGUUUACUCUUCUCUAUUCUAUUAUGUUUACCUCUGUGCACCUGCCACAAGGGACCCAAAAUCUUAGUUAUGUUUUUCUGGACCAUUUAACACAAUUUCUGCUUAAUUUAAAUAAAAAUAAAUAAUUACUACCAAAA
Oncorhynchus tshawytscha (Chinook salmon) is the source of this 636-nucleotide messenger RNA. RefSeq names its product cytochrome c oxidase subunit 6A, mitochondrial. The record is from RefSeq and is a predicted model, not a curated record. The coding region runs from base 79 to 420 and encodes 113 amino acids. Gene Ontology annotation, biological process: mitochondrial electron transport, cytochrome c to oxygen. The transcript is spliced from 3 exons. Gene Ontology annotation, molecular function: enzyme regulator activity. Gene Ontology annotation, cellular component: mitochondrial inner membrane. Lineage: Eukaryota; Metazoa; Chordata; Actinopteri; Salmoniformes; Salmonidae.